AAUAUCGUUCUUUCCUCAAUCAGCAAAUGUGCCUCAGCUUGUCCUAUGCAAAACACAAUGCAGGUGUUGUAGAUAUAACAUGCUUUGUCACUGUGAAAAAGGCAGUGUCAAAUUCUCCCAUGCUUGUAUUUUGUUGUAUUUCUGGUAUUACUGAUCCUGGCGUGCCACUGUUCACUGCCUUUCAAAUUUAUUGUUUUCUUCUUAUUCACCAAUUUGCUCAUAGAUUAGUCAUCUAUGAGUUUCUGCUUCGAAUUCUGAAUUCCUUUAUAGAAGAACCUUUGGUCAUAUUCUGGAGAAAGUGACUGAAUCUCUUCCAACCAGAAUAUAUUCUAUGACAACAAGGAGCAGAAAUGAAUUUUACAAAAGCCCAAAGAACCAUCUAAGUGGAGGAAAUUCUCAAAUAUUUAGGAAAGAUGGAGGCUGAAAAAAAAAAACUGGCUCAAUCCCCAUGGAAGAGCUGGCAAAUCUAUGUUGUCUCAUGUAUGGGGCUGUGGCCCAGUACAAAAUUGAAGCGCAGCCGGACCAGCUUGUAUGUGAAGAAGUUAGCAUUUUACCUCAAAACAUAAUCAUGGUGCAGCUCCCACUUGGUACCUUAUUGGGUGUCAUCUUUUGUGAAUGUGCAGUGUCUAACUUGACAGCCAAGAAGAUGGUGACCUUGCAUUUUGCUGAGUCAUUCCACAGAAAUAACUGCAAGUUGAUCACAAACCCCCAACUAGACCUUUCAAAUAUUCAAAUCAGAAGCCGCAAUUCAGAGGGUGUACUUUGUGGAAAUCUGAGAUGUGUCCAAUUGAGUUCCACCACAAUCCCAAGACGUGUUGGAAGUUUGUGUUUCAAUGCGUCUGCAAUGGGUCCGGCAGCAUCCAUUUUCAGAUACUAGCGUGAAUGGAGAUUGCGUAAUCUUCUAAUAACCAUGUCUAGAUUUUGAUACUGGUGCAUGAAGAUUGGCAUAAUCCAGUUACAACACUGCUUUUCAGUCGGUUGCGGCACA
This is a messenger RNA of Vitis riparia (riverbank grape), 988 nucleotides long. RefSeq lists its product as uncharacterized. Lineage: Eukaryota; Viridiplantae; Streptophyta; Magnoliopsida; Vitales; Vitaceae. The transcript is spliced from 2 exons. The record is from RefSeq and is a predicted model, not a curated record. Bases 449 to 877 code for a protein of 142 amino acids.